Molecule: messenger RNA, 31385 nt
Organism: Pocillopora meandrina
Lineage: Eukaryota; Metazoa; Cnidaria; Anthozoa; Scleractinia; Pocilloporidae
Source: the annotation of a GenBank genome assembly
CAGACAAUUAAGCAAAACUUGAAACGAAAAGUAGUCUGAAAGGAGCUUUUAGUCGUUGGUUUUCUGUUACACGAUAUAGGUGAGUUAUGUUUUUCUCUCUUCGUUAAACAGGCACGGAAAACGUUUCGCCACAUCGACGAUUCUUGUGGUAUGGAGGAAAUGUUUUGUGGCUGUCUUUAAUUUCUAGGAAUAAUUUCUGUGUGGAGGCCAUUUCAUCGAUUACAUUAAUGUGGGCUGCUAAUAUUACUUAUAUCUCCGUAAAAAUUGAUCAAAUUGGGAAGUUUUUAUGAACAAGUUGGAGCUUUAGUGCUUUUCGUGACUAAAAUAAUCGAUCAAAUGUUCUUACCAUUCGUUUAUUCUAGCCAAUUUUGCUUACUCUGAUAUUUAUGUUUUAUAUUUAUACCAGACUUGUGAAAUAGAGAGGUCGUGAACAGAUGUAUAGUGUCUUUCCUUAACCGGCUUAGACGAAAAACCGGCAGAAAAUCUAUUUGUAAUCUUGUGUCUUCAAAGAUCGAGAGGGAUUUUGCGUGAAUCAAACGACUUGCUCGGAUGAACACAGUGUAUUUGGCGUAUGCUGUGCUUUUCUUCUGUAUGAGAGGAAGCCGCCAGAAUUUCAAAAUUGAACAUCGCAUCAAGAGUUUUUUCCUUGCUUGAUUUGGCUCAGUAUUCUACUGUGUACUACUGUGAUACGCGAGAAUUAAGUGUGCUGUUGAUUUUAUCUUCUGCUUAGAAGACAUCUGUUGGAGGAAACAGCGACUGUUCAAGGGAACCUAAACGAGUUCGACAAAGAAAAAUCUGGACUAAAUUCAAGUAACCAGGAUUUUUGACUGCCCAUUACAUUUGGUGUGAUUAAACUGGAGACAAGAGGCUGGUAUAAUCCACAACGACAACGCUUGAUCUAAUCUGGGCUAUUUACACACCGCCAUUUUGUUAGCCGCGAAAUGUAAAUACGCUAACUUGUUAUGUACGAGUUGUGCAGACGGAUGGUGAAUUAUAGUCUUUCAUUUCCUCGUUGGAAUGCAAGAAUUUUCGUGCAUUGAAUUCAAAGCUCCUAUAAUCACGUAUGGCUUCGUUCUGCGAGGAAGCAAUUCUUAAGCUGACUGUUUUUCCAAGAAGAGAUUUAAUACCAACCGGUUGAACAACAUUUUUCAUUUCGUCGACAUAUUUGAAGCAAGAUGACCACGGCUUUUGGUGAAAGUAACUUGAACAAUAAUUUACAGUUUAUAAACUGCCUUCAAAAGCCCCUAGAACAGCGAACACAAGCGGUAAGUAAGACAGAACUAUUUGUUUUAGAUCUUGUGCAAUAUGAUCCGUGAAAUCGACAACUUUGCAAAUCACGUUGAUCUGAAUAGUUGUCAAUUUCACAACGUGAAUAGUGUUUUGUAAUUUUCCAUUUUAAGACGACAAAAAUACUUCGAGUUGGUAUUUGAGUUUAAAAAGCGUAGACAAUGAAUCAUAGAUUUUAGGCUUGUCAUUUUGCAUUGUAUAUACGUUAAAAUUAUUCUCAGAUGCACUCGGAAUGGCGCUGAACCGAACUAAAUGAAAUUCGUUAAUUCGUUUUCAAGUGUGUUUUGAGGAAUAAAUAAAGCUUGAUAUAGAAGCUUUAAUCUUACAUUCGAUUCUGCAUUGCAUUUAAAAAACCCGUAUUUCUUUGUCUGGAUUUAUACCUGCAAGCAGAAAACGUGAGCCGGUUCCUCAACUGUACAUGUUGAAAUGUUUUUCACGAGUUGCUUAAUUGUGUGGUCAAUCGUGUAUGGUAUGCACUGAUCACAUUUAAUCAUAGAUUCAUUAGGCUCAUUGCCAGUCUAAUUUUUAUAUCAUUUAUGUUUUUGUUAUAUUAAUGGUUAAGUAGAUUUUCUAAGAAUUAAGACAAAGCUUUCUUUAGGAUGCAAUUAGUUGUCCAAUGUUUCUGUGUUAUUACUGCAAGUGUCAAACAUUUCCCUUGAAGUAGCUUUACUUUGCUCGAUAUCUAAUACUUAAGAAUCUUUCACUGAAAUAUUUAUGUCACAAGCUUACCUUGUGCUUAAUUAAUUAAGCAAGUGUGAUGAUUUGGUUUCAUAAAAUUCACAGACCUAAAUGUAAUGUUGCUACAGGUUUAGCACCAUGCACAUUAUGUGCUUCAGAUAUCAAAAUUGAAAACUUUUGCCAUUAGAGUACAUCACACCUGCUUUCUUGUGUGUGGUUUUACAUGUCCAGCACAAUUUUUUGUUAUCUACAGUCUUGAUGAUCAUUGAAAUGACAUUAUAAAUGUUAAAAAUGAUACUGAGGGACAAAGUGUAGCACAGAAUACAGACAGUAAAAGAUUGCAAUUUAAUUACAAUAAUGACACUCAAACAUACAUUUCUAUCCAAAAUUGUGGGUAACCAUGAAGGAUUUUGAGAGGAUAAAAGGUCCUUAACAGACACAUACACACAAACUUAAAAACAACAGUAGCAAAAAAAUUAUGAGUAAGAAUUGCCAAAAAUACAAUGCAGUUUUUAUUACCUUUGAUUCUGUUGCAGAUAGUUUCCCCUUGAUUAUAGUUGGGUACUUUUUCCAUUAAAGAUUGUGCAGCUCUACACAUUGAAGAUUUUAAGGUUUUUUGCUGUUUACAAGUACUCUUCAGCCCAGUCUCACACAGCCCACAAAAUUAAGACGGGACAAAUCAUACUUGCAAAAGUCUGCUAAUAAAAACUUUGGGUGCUUUUGCUGCAUGAUAUGAUGCCACAAUAAUGGCUCUUGAUAUAUGACUUCAUGAGAAAUUCUUCAGUUUCUCUUAAGUGGUGCUUUGAUCCAAAGUGAUCUUCACUUUGAAUAAAAUAGAAAUAUGUAUGUCAGGAGGGGGGGUGGGGUGGGAUAGGGAUUGAGUGUAAGAUUGUAUUUGUUCACAUGAAUCUCUCUUUUAUUUACACUGUUCAAUUGAAACUGGUUUAAAUGGAGUCUUUUAGUACAAAUUUAACAUUAAUUUGAUAUUUUAAGAUUUAUGUAUGUAAUAUGAUUUUAUAUUAAUUAUUAUAAGUGGUUGAUUUAAAUAAUAAUGUUUAUUAUAUGGCAAGGUGGUUUUGAGGUAAAUAUGAGUGUUGUAAUUGGUUCUUACCUGGUCUGUAUUUUAUUAGAUGGUUGAUCUAAACUGUUAGGACCUCAGCGCAGCCCCUGUGCUCAGUUAGUUUGAAGUAUUAGUGAUUCAUGUGAUUUCCCUUUUCUGUCCUAAGGAUGUGGAGACAAUUUUUUGUUAUUUGUGGGGAAUGCAGGCAGUGGCUGGUCUGACGGAGUCAGCUGUAAGGUCAGUACUAUGAGAGGAUAAAUAACACACUUUCUCAGCUUUGGCUAUUCAGCAAUAACUUUAAACCUUUUUGCCUUGUGGAAUUUUAAAAGGCUUACUGUAAUUUGCAAAAUGAAUUGAAACAAAAUGAAAUGAAAUGAAAAUCUGUAAUUUGCAAAAAUGGAAAUAUACUGAUGAUUUGCAAAAUAGAAAUUGCAAAUUACAGAUUUCUAUUUUACCAUGAGGGGACGCAAAUCGUCUGUGCUGUAAGUAUCCUGGAGAGUCCCCUACAUUUUCUUAGACUUUUAGUCUAAGAAAAUGUAUGGGACUUUUUGAACGCUCCAGGCAGCUUUCCUGUAAGGUGUCAUAAUCCUGUUGCUGCUGACAUCGAUGUGACAGAUAAUUGCUUUCACACUGUUUUCUUUGCCGGCUUAUACUUGUCAUCAAGUUUCAAUAAGACGGCUAUCAUUUUUCACAAGAAUAAUGAAGUUUUCGUAAAUUGUGAUAUGUACUUACAGUGCAGACGAUUUGCGUCCCCUCAUGAUGAUAAGCAUAUUUCCAUUUUGCAAAUUACAGAUUUCUGUUUUGCAAAUCAUUUGCAUAUUUCCAUUUGCAAAUUACAGAUUUCUAGAAAUCUGUAAUUUGCAAAAUGGAAAUACACAAGUUGUUAUCUUGAUCUAACACAAAAUUCUAGAAAUCUGUAAUUUGUGAAAUGGAAAUACUGGUAUACGAAUGAUUUGCAAAAUCUGUGUGGUGAACUUUGCGAAAUCUCUUCUACAUUCAUGAAUAUCUAAAUGGGAAAUCAACUAGAAAUCUGUUGAGUGUAACAAUUCUCGAUACUCAUAGUCAUAUAGUUCCUUUGGUACUGACAAGAAGAAUUUGUUUGUCAAUCAAAGCAUUUUAGGUUGGCAAUCAUUUGCCUUAUUCUCAAGAUCUUAAUGACUGAUUCAGUAGUAUUACUGUAAGGAGAAAUUACAUGCUGGUCACUCAAAGGGUUUAAAGGGUUAAAAACAAGGACUUAACCCUUCAAUCCCAAGAAGUGAUUAACACCUAACUUCUCCCUAUGAUAACUAUACAUUAUCCAGAAAACAGAUAAUGAAAAUACACAGAACAAGUUGUUAUCCUGAUCUAACACAAAAUUCUCAUCACCAAUUAACAAGGAAAUGUGUGGCAGCUGGAGGGGAUAAUUAACAAUCAGAUCUUGGUAACUAAGGGUUUAGUGUAAUAUGAAAGAGAAAGAUCUCCAGAGACCAUAGAUUAGUCAUUUGUUAGUCACCAUACUACUUUUCUAAAAUAAUGCAAAGUGUAUACUAAAAGAAAGUUUUCUAUUGCUAUGUAAAUGUGCCCAGCAACCAAAACAUCCACUGUGUUAUGUUAUUAGUUCAAGUGACUGUUUAUCAUCUUCUCAGAAUAUUAAUUUUUUUUCUGUCAGAUUUUGAGUUAGAUCUUCAGUUCUGUGUGAAUAAAUGCAUGUUUCACAAUUUUCUCUUGAGAAGUAUAUCUUAAAAUUAUUUACCCAUGGCAGACAAAUACCUUUCUACUUAGAUGAAAUUAAAAGAGUACUGAAACACUCUUUUGUUGAGGAUCAUGAAGCUGCAGCUUUGAUUUGAUUUUUUAACAAAAGAAAAUCUAAUUGACACACAUGUACAUAGCACAUAGUGUUACAUUAUUGGAUCAUUUGUACUUGAAGUUCCAGCAAAGUCUAUGCAAAACUUCUUAAUGCAUAUGUUGCCCAAAACUCAAUCCUAAUAAAAUCCUUUUCCUUGAAUGUCACAGGACUAUGUCGGAGACAGCAAGAUAUGAGGCAGAAGAUUCUAACUCUUUACUUUACGUGUAAGUUGUUUCCUGGGGAAUUAGCAAACUGUUACACUUAUGUGCUGAUUAGAGUCUGACCUUGAAUGAACUUCAUUCUGCAGAAAUGAAUGACAGGAGGUUUGACGUUUAUUUAUUGCAAUCAGACUUGAGUUAUGCCUCUUCUUGUUUAACAAUAACAUCUAACAUGAAAUUGAUCAGCAUUUUUUUUUUUUUUUGAGAACAAUGAGAUUGGAAAUGUGAAAACUGAAAUUGAAGUAAAUAAGUAUUCUUAAGGGCUACUCUUGUGAAACAAAUGAAAUUUCUUCUUUAUAUUUUUCAAUAUGAGAGUUUUUUGGGACUACAGUGAAACAUGGUAACUGAAUAUUAGAUAAUGAAACAGUCCUAUCUCUAAGCAUCAAAGUCUAUUACUUUCAGUAAACCUUCCAUGAAUUGAAGUUAUUGGUAACUUUUCUGUAAACUGUAAGUUAUGGACACUUAAAUUACUUUACUCAUCUGCAACUGAUGGAUGCUAAUUAUUUCUAUCAAGCCUUUUCGAACAACAUUGAGUGGACACACAAUUAUCACUGUAAUCAUCAGCAAUGGAUGGGUGCUAUUUAUUUCAAGCCUUUUCUAACAACUUUGAUUUUUAAAUGCAAGCAUUUAAUUGCUGGUCUUUAAAAUUUUGAUCAUCAGGUCAGACGAUAUAGCAUCUUGCUGGUAUAUUUUGUUGUCUGGUUGUGUUUUUCUGGAGGGAUGCAUGUAUUUACCAGGAAGCAGGUAUUGAAACAGUGAUAUUACUGUGCAUCACUUUUUACUUCUUGUAGGUACACUCUACAGUCUACUUUAUGUGUGUAAUUUUUAUAAGUUUGAAGUAGUGUCUUCACUGAAAAGAUACCAAUUCUAAAAGUAAAAGGGUGUGUGCACCCCUGAAGGUAACUUAAAUUGUAUCUCACAUUUCUGAAUUGAGCAGUAAACAGGGUGUGUGUCAGUUAUGAACCUAUCAAUGGACUAGCUCAAAAGUGGUUACUCUGUAGCUCAGUGGUAAAGCAUAAGAGCAUGCAGUUUGUUUUGUGGGGGGGGUAGGGGGACUGGGGAGACUCAGAUUUCUUCACUUGACAACACUCACAAUAGCUUUCUUUAUGAAGCUUCCACUUAUGAUAUGAGAAUAGGAAACUUUAUGAGGUUUUUAUCCUGAUGUUGCACUACAUUCUCCUAACUUAUUACAUAUCAGGAAGAAAUACAAAUCAGAUCUUAAGGGUUAAAAGCUUGAGUGGAGGAUCAAGUCAGUAUUUAUACUGUCCACCAACUUCUGAAGGGAUUAAGAUAACUUAUAGAAGUUUGCAGUGUGCCUUUCUUCAUAAACAAGACAUGCGCUUAACAAAGUGUUCUUUCCUCCAAUGCUUUUUUCUUCUUUAAUAAAACUUCUGUAAUAUAGAUGUCUGCGUUGUGUUGUGUGUUGCCCUUUCGCAAUAUAUGCAAAAGAUUCAAGGUCUGCGUUUUUCUUGCAGUUUUGGCAAACAACCACUCAAUAGAAAGAGAGGCACAGAUUGCCUUGUGUUGGAAUACUCUGAACUGAUUGUGGUAGGUCUUGUGUAAUAUGUUACCAUAUUUGCGACGUUUCCAUUCGUCUCUGGCGAUCCACUUGACUGCAACCAGUUAGAGUUACAUACAUAGGGCUUGGUCUUGUAAACCACUGUCUCUAUUCACACUCAAUAAGCUGGCCAUUUAAGAUUUUUUUCUCCUCAAAUAACAUUUUACAUAAUAUUAUGCCUAGUCCUAAUUCCCCAUGUACUGAAGGCUUAGAAGCUGGCUUUCCCAACUUUCUCCAGCUGUCUAGGAAAUUCUACCUGUAAAUUCUAGGGAACAUGCCAUUACUUGACACUGCCGUGACUGACCAAGAUGGUAAAUCUGAGCAAAGUAAAUUAAAAGAGAAAUAUACAAAGAAAAAAAGUUACAUUUAAUUUGGUCAGGUAAAAAAUCUCCCAACUGUUUGUGCAGCAGACCUCAAAAAGAUAAGUACUAACAAAAACGAUUGUUAUUAUUUCUUCAACAGAUUGAUUUUCCAAACACGGAUCUGUUCGAGCCAUUUCAGCGACACUCGUAUUCCAAGAAUGAUUUAGAGCGUCUUCUUGCUCUGGAAACCCAGGAUUACAGGAUAGGAGGACCAAUACCCGAUGAUGAACAAGUAAUGAUCAAAUAAAACUACAGACACAUUUUUCCGAAAGGAACAACGUGUCAGGCCUUGUUUUUGGAUGUGAUCGUGCACAGUGUUCAAUAACAUUCCAAUCAUGUCAAACGAACCAACUCCUGAAAACAUUCGUCAGAUUUGUUUAGUCUAUGUGUAGACAAAAAACAAAAGUUUAAGCACAAUUAGGGAGUUCAGAACCUUAACUGCAGCACCGAUGUUUUUAUCUUUGAUUUUUACCGGCCUCCAUUGCUAUUUUCCUUUACGAAGUUCGAAAUAACUAAGAAAUUUAAAAAACCAGUUAAAUAUGAAAUUAAACCAAACAAAAAAUCAACGACACAAUGCACUUGUCGUUCAGUAAACAAUGUUAAGUAUUGCAUGCAGUGUAUGUGUAAGAGUGGAGAAUUUCAUGCUUUGUUCCUUCUGAAAUGAAAAUCGUUUCUAAACUCUUCCUGAAAACUUCUGCAUUUCAAUGGUUUACUUGUGUCUGUUUUCAUUGUUACUUACAGCCUAAUAACAUACCUCAGAUCCUACCUUAGAAGACAAGUGCUUACAAUUUUAACUGCAACAGCGAAUGAUAGUUCAAUACCGUGAAACAUCACUCUCGAGCGUUGGACAAAAAAUGUUUUUAGCUCCAGCGAGGAUUCGAAUUAGCUCACUUUUUGCUGUCAGAUACUUGUUUGCGAACUACUUAUUUACUCAUGGAUGAAAAUGUAUGUGAAUUGUUUGAUCCCCGAAAAAUACCUGGCACAACCUCUUCUUUGUUUUAUGAACAGUUGCCCAUGGAACUUCAGCACGUAAAGGAGAUUAUCAUAAGAAGCGAUAAAAACAUGAAGAGGAGUGCGUCUGAAGAUUCGUCCUCCAUAAACAAUUAUGAUUUGGAUCUUACAGGCUUGGUGGAAAGUAUUGGUGAGUGAAUCCUAUUGAGACGUUUUUUUUUAUGCAAGGGUUGUGUUUUACAGUAACUUUAAUGAAACAAGAAAAUAAUACAUAUAAAUAGAUAAAAAAUGAGAAAAAACAGAUAGAUCAAGUUAAUUUUGUGGGGGAAAGGCCCCAAAACAGCAGUAAGUUUUGACAGUGUUUGAGGAGCUUUGUCGCGACUUCUGCUUCUUUUAUUCAUUUUAUUUAUUCGGAACUAUCCCUUGUCUGUCUCAGUUUAUUAUUGCCUAUUUUUGUCUACCGAACUAUGAUGUUUUUGCAUGGUCUUCCUUAAGUUGUAGGCAGUUUAUAGGAACACUAAAUAUUACUUGAAAUACCACUUAAUCUGUUAUGACCAUUUGAUCACUUAUGAAAUCGCGAGACCUACCAGAGUCCCGUGAGUGACUGAAAGAGCAUAACCAUUAGUACCCCUACUGGGAAUAGGCUCGCUUCCCGCCGUUUUAUCGGCUCCCAUCUUUGAUCCUCUCUUUGGGUAGGGAGAGCGGGCUCGUUUCUAGAACAGCGGCUAGGCAUCGUAUCUACACUGAGGAACUGGUGGCUCCAAGUGUUCGUUUAGGAGAGGUUCCCGUCUUGAAAAGAUGUCUCUCAGAACAGAGCUGACUGUACGCAUAAAUUUUUUUCGCUGUUUUUUUAGUUGAUUCUGAUGACGACGAUGAAGAAGAAGAAUCCCAUUCUUCACGAGAGGUACUACAGCUAUAAAUUACUACAGCUAUAAAUUUUUUUCUUUAGAUUACUAUCGCUGUCGUCAAAUUUACAAGAAGAUCUUUUUUCAAUUAGAUGGACAAUUUACAGCCUCCCCAAAUGACGACAUAAUUUUGUCAAUCAGAUUUCACCAGACAAAAACCUGUGCGUUCUACUCGGUGAUAAAGCUACUAUUCCUAAACCCGAGUGAAUUACAAGGACAGGUGAAAUUAAGACAUAAGCUCGCACAUGUACGCAUUGCAGACCUACCUUGUAUCGAGUAAAGUUUCAGUAAGAGAGUAAAACGCUUUGAUUUUUUUGUCACAGUCUUUAAUGGUGCGCGAUGUGGUGCGAGAUUGCCUGGAGAAAGAGCCGACUGAUCGAACAGAAAGUGAUAUCCGUGAGUCUCAAAUUUCAUUAUUUGUUUUUAAGUUUUUUCUGUUUAAGAUUUUAUUUGCUAAAUAUCAAGUUUCGUUAAACCAUUUUUUUUACAGAGGCCCUUUUGGAUUUCAUGCAACAUUUGCCGGUAAGUUUUUAUCUUGUUAAUCGAUAUUUAAGCCAUCGAAACGAUCGUUAGGUUGGGAGUUCCGGCAGUCUUUUUCAACACUGUUUAACAGUUUCCUUGUUAAUUGUGCUUAAGUACAUUUUUGACCUCGUAUUUAAUGCACAGGGCGCUUUCGAUAGUGUCGUGGAACUGAAACCAAUGUAAUCUAACUUCCAAUCAGAACAAAGAAAAAUGCAAGUAGAAGCCAAUCAGAACUCAAAGCAAACAUACGUAAACCGCCUGACGCGAGGAAACGCGAGUAACUAAUUUUCGAUGGGUUCAGUCUAGUUUUGCAUCUGAUUGCUUGGGAGGGCAGUGCGAGUUUCUGGACCAAUCACAGCGCAAAGUAAAUAAAACUUAUUCAUCACUGAUCCACUUUUGGCCUUAGUUUGAAAAUGCUCAAGCAGUCAUUUGCUGAUCGUAUUUUUAUUUCUUUUGAUAACGCAGGCGUUUGCCAACAUGACCAUGAACGUACGGCAAGAGUUAUGCGCUGUGAUGGUGUUCGCUGUUGUAGAAAAAGCGGGAUCCGUUGUGAUGGAAAAUGAAGAGGAGGUUAGUAGGGAUCUUGACCUUUAGUUAAAAAGCAACAGGUUUCACCCUCAAUCCAGUGUGUACUUUCCAAAAUCUGCCUUUCUUUUAAAGAUGUCGAGCAAGUUCUACCUUAAUGUAAGUGAGUUCGUCUUGUUUGAAGACAGAAUCAAAACUGGUAGGCAUUUCCUUUGAAGGAUAGAUGGAUCUUUAUACAGAUAUUUAUUUGGAUGGAGUGUGUCUUUAUGAUGUUUACAUGGUCGACAGAAUGAUAGAUUUAACUUCCCAACGAGCAUUCACUCAGUGGAAAUCGUCAUAUCGGGAGAAUUCUUAAAGAACAGUUUAAACAUCAGACUGCAAUUUGAAUCUUACAAAGACUGUAACCAGGAACUACUCAUUCACAUCGUCUUCAACAAAAUGUUUACUUUCGGCUCAUGUUGUCUCAUAUAAGUUAAAAUUCGCGUUAAAUUAGUUUAUCUUCAGCUUUCCGAAUGUGUAUCUCUCGGCAGCUGGACUCCUGGUGUGUUAUACUCAACGGAUCAGUUGAAGUUAUUGUUCCUGGGGAAGAGAUCGUGACCCUGCAUCUUGGGGACAGUUUUGGGGUGGAACCCACACUGAAAAAGAUGCGCCAUAAGGGAAUAAUGAAGACACGUGCGGAUGAUUGUCAAGUAAGGCCAAUCAACUAGAACAAACCAAAUAAUGUAAUGUGGACUUUAAGUACAGCUACGAGGCACUCGAAUGUUUUGCAGAAAGAGGCAGGCUAAGAUUAGGGGGAGUUGAGGAUAGAGUUUGUAACCGCCUUAUUUGUAUUGGUAAUAUGAAAUGUUGGGCUUGCGGUGAAUGUUUGAGGGUCGAAUUCACCACCGUCUUAUUAGUUAUCGAGAACGACUGAUCAAAUGAAUCUUGCGAGAAGCAAAAGUCCUAUAGUCUGUGGGACAAGUGUCUUCUACUUUCUUUUUUGAAGUUAAAUCAUUCCCUAGCUGAUAAUUUCCUGAUAUCUCACUCGUCUGCGAAAAGUCGCCCUUAAUCUACUUUCUUUCAUUUUUUCAUUCAGUUUGUGUGUGUAGCGCAAGCGGAUUACUACAGAAUUCUCACUCAAGGAGAAAGAAGCAUUCAAUGUAUUGAGGAGGGCGGUGAGGUUGUCAUGAUCACGGAAUUUAGGAAGACUGACGGAGGCAGUCGACAGGGUCAAGUAGUCAUUAAGGUGAGUCCCUUGAAUAUUCGACGAUUGUAUGAAUCCAUCCACUCCUUGAGCUUGCGAGAAAGCUCUUUUUAUUUUGGUGCUGCGACAAAAUAGCGAAGCCACGCGUUCAGUUUUGAGCCGGCGAACAAUGCGAGCGCGAGAGAUUCUGGAGGAUUCUGACACGGAAAUGAGUGUUAGACCCCUCGAGGACCUGUGCUUUGGUUCUAGUGAGAAUCUUCCUGUAGGCUUACUUUCCUGCUGUUCGGUUUCUUGAUCAACAAGGAAAAAACGUUUGAUUACAGGUUACUUGAUUAAUUACCAUAACUGAAAGAAAUACUAGGGACGUUUUAUAAAAAGAUUUGCAUGGAAAACCCGUUAGCUUGCUCCACUUUUUUCUAACAAUAACGUUUUCGUUCCGUUUUUCUUUUGUUCAUCGUGAAGAGGAUUAUGCUAAAAUAUUUCUUAGCAGUCGCAGGUUAACAUAAGGGAGAUGUUGAGUUACAGAUAUGUAACAAUGAGGUCUCCUCUGGCUGUUAAGAUUACUUUGAUUUUAGUUUUACGAGACUCAGUCGAAAUGUUACUGUUAUUUUCGUUGCCAGGCAACCGCCGAGAAGCUUAUUAGUCACGUGGUAGCGGACCACUCAGCGAUCGAUCCAACUUACGUAGAAGAUCUUUUGCUGACCUACAAAACCUUUAUUGAUCGCCCCUCAGAGAUCUGCGGUCAUUUACUAAACUGGUUCCUCGAAAAACGUUUUCGAGACAAGGUAGGUUUUUUUUGCUCUACCUUUAAACAAACACACAACGACGCAAAGAAAUUUCCUGCUUUAGAGACACAUCGGUACAGAUUCUUUUACGGUUUUCAUCGAAGUUGACGAUUCCAGUCACAUGGUUUGCCGGCAGACUGUUAAAAAAAUAAUGCAAACUGAUUGCGGGUGCAAAAAUUAUUGUUUGUUUAGUUUUUAGAAUGAAGCCAUUGGAAAAGGACUGUGAUGAACCUGUUAUCCAGAAUUCUGUCCUGCGUCAUUUUAUUGAUAUAAAUCAGGCGCCUCUGUUGCAUCCAAUCUGGUUCAUAAUCAUAUGAAAGCCACUUGUGAUCUCGCAUUGGUAGCUUUUCUCUUAAGAGCAUCUGAUUCACUAAGAUAUUUGUUCCUGCAGUUGUAUAUGCCGUUGUUUUCUGGCUUGUUUUGGAGAUUGGCUCAGUCUUCCAACACGUAGAAGUCACUGGCCAUGUUUUAAAAUCGUUUUUGGUGUCAAUUUAAUUUGAUUGGUGAGACUUGGUUUAUUUCAUUUCAGGUAACGCGUGCCAUGUUGUUGUGGGUUAAUAACCAUUACGGAGAUUUUGAAAGUGAUACUGUUAUGGAAGGAUAUCUGGAGACCUUUGAAAAAGGUCUCGAGUUUCAGGUAACCACAGGGAUUUUUUUUUUUGGCGUUUUCCUUUUUUUUCUCUUUAGUGGAAUUGAAAUAUCAUAUUAACCCCUGAAAGUUUUGAUGUGAUUUAAUUUUUCUGUCUUUUCUAUUUUUGCUCAAACAGCAAAUGAGCGGUCAGCUUGGACUGUUGAACAUUGCUUGCGCGGCUAAAGCAAAAUCUCGUCGGAUUACAAUGGUGAGAUACUUUUCUGCCUACCUAUGGUACCUCAAUAGGACUGAGUAGAGUCCAACUAAUUCUGUAACCAUACGAGUGAUUAGCAAAAUCGUACGACUGUGUACAUACUCGUGCGUAACAAAUCGAACUCCUGCUUCAUGGUCAUCUGAUCUUUGUAAUCAGUUGUAUAAUUACAGACUGAUAUUGACAUUAUAAAUUGGGCUUUUGAUCACUCCUUAAGAUCAAUAAUUACAGUUACAGUUUUCAUUCGAUUUUUUUGUCUUUCCCGAGAUAUGUUUUAGCAUGUGAUGACCUUUUUUUUUCUUUCCGUUAUCUUUGCUAGGAUCGCCCGUCCAAGGACAAGCCUUUAGGUUUUACCAUUGCGGGCGGAAAAGAAUCUGGUUUUGGAAUAUUUGUAUCUAAGGUACAGCAGCUGUAGUCGUUUAUUUUAGUUUUGCGUUUGCUUACUAAGCCUCAAUCAAAGAGUUUGAUUCAAUGGAAAUGUUAUGAGUCCCAUGACAAAUCGUGGGCCUAAUAAUAAUAAAAUAGGACUUGCGGCUAUUUUCCCGCGUUCGGCACCGGUAAACGCUUUACGCGUUUGCAGCGAGUAAGAUAUUUACCUGGCGUUCGUGGCAGGCUCCUUUUACCAGCCUGAUGCACAGGUAUCAUUUCUUUCACGCGUAGGCCUGUCUGUACUUGAGCCUAUUCAAUACUGAUGUUAAAAUUGACAUGUUCACUUUUUUUCUCAGGUUGAAGAAGAUUGUAAAGCGUUAGAAGCAGGUCUCAGAAGAGGGGACCAGGUAUUUUGCUGUUUCGUUUUAUCACAGAUGUUAUGAUCAUUGUGGUUACUCAUCAUUCCCAAACCUGGUGUUACAUUUAGGUUGAGUUUUAUAGUUGGUUCUCGUCCUUGCUCUGAGGAUUUUCCUCCAGGCCCGCCGGUUUUCGUCCCUCCACAAAAACCAAAUUCUAAAUUCCAAUUCGCCCUGGAAUUUCCACUAUAAAAUCCCUUGUUUUCAUUUAUUAUAUUUUAUCCUUAGGAAGCAAUUUUUGAAAGGCAGAAGUCGAAUCUUCAAUGUGCUUUUUCCGAUAAUUUUUGGUUUUUUUUUCUCAUCCUUUCAGCUACUUGAAGUCAAUGGCACAAACUUCGAAAACAUUACGGCCACAGAGGUAAACGAAAUUUAACGAAAGUUAAAUUUAAUUAAAUGUCCAAUUCUUUUUUAUUUGUUAAUGUUUUUAUUUGCUCAUGUAUGUAUAAUUAUUUCUUUAUACACGUGAUGUUUAGGCAAGGGACCGUCUGUCCUGCGCGAUCCAUGUGUCAAUGUUAGUCAAGCGGAACAUGCCAGGUUUGUUUAAAAUUUACAUUUGUAUUUGUGUUUGGAAAUUUUCUUGAUCGAACGUUUCAUCAAAAUGAUUUUGCGCCUAAGACUUUUUGAACUUAUGACUGAACAUUUAAUCUAGUAAAGAUUUUUCAUAUUCCUGUUUUUCGUAAAGUUAUUACUUCUGUGCAGAGUAGUCUUACAAUGUCAACCCUUUGUCGUAUAGUUUCAUGUUUUUUCGUGUUUCCACAAAUGAAACUUGACCCAAGCUUACCCUACGAAUUUCGUCCUUUUCGGAUUUGGAACAAAAAGGAAUGGCGAUCGUUAAUGAAAUAGGUGUCGAAGGUUCUGAAGGGAGCGAAGUUUGGUAAGGGUAGAUUAACCAUCUUAGCAAAUCUGAAAGCACGAGUCUACGCUUCCCAGCUUUGCUAUCAAAGUAGACAAAGCUACAAAGUAGGCCAUUAGAAUUUGCCAAAGUUCAGAACUUUGUGGUAUUGCAAGGGCGGGAGAAUAAUUUUUGAUGGACUUAUGGGAGUUUUUCUUAACAACCCUGUAGGCACAAAGUUUGUUUUUUAUUGAGAGUAUCUUAGGAGUAUUAAAAAAAUGGUGAUCUCAAUUCAGGUUUGAGUCGGUCUAUUUGUAAUUAAACAGUACAAGAUGAAAUGUUUAUUUACAUGGUGGAAAAUUUAAAUCGCAUCCCGUUCAGCAUUCACCUAUGCAAUAUGAAGCAGCAUUUUACGUCCCUAAAUUAUUUUUCUCCCGAGCUAUUUGGGGUUCAUUGCACAUUUGUAUCAGAAAAUUCUUAAUUGGAAAAAGAUAUUCGUAACAAUAAGAUACCAUUUGAAAUUUCUUUAGAAUAGGAUCGGCCAAUCAGAAUCGAAACGGAAACCAAACGUGCAGUGGUGGGCAAACUAAUGUUUUUGCAAAUUUUUCAAUGUUAAAAGCCGGGUCAAAGAAGCGGUACAUUCAAUAGCCGUUUACAAUGCAGAGAUUUCAUUAAUGACUGUCAAUUGUGAAGCGAGGGUUCUUUUUCUUCCGGUACUGAUGGCCUUAAUUUCUCUUUUGUUUAAAGCGGUUGAAUAGAUUACCUACAAAAUUAUUUCGGCUUUGAUGUCACGUCCUUUCUAAAGGAUAAUUGAAAUUUCGAGCGGCGUUUUGUUGGUCAAAAAUCACAUCACCAAACAAACUUUCCUUACGUUUAAUUAUCCUGAACUGCGCCAACAGUUUUAAGUAUGAAAUAAAAUUUUGCGUUCUUCUUUUAUUUAAAACGCAGGUGAAUUUUCUAGAAUAUGUUGGCCACGCUUGGAUAAAUCUACCAAAUCCUUGUGUCUUUUAAUCAUAGUUCACUUAUUCAUGUUUAAACACGUUUAAACAAAAUUGAUUCAAAAGAAUUCUUUCUUCGCAAAGAAAACUUUUACCGGCAUGGGAGUAAAACGCCACAAGAAGAGUUCACUUGUUGUGCGUGUUGAGAAAACAUAGAAACGCCAUGUUUUCACCCGAAAAUUUUAACCCCCGCUCGUGACUUGUUUUUCCCACAGCUUUUAAAGACAUGGAAACAACCCCGCAUAGAAAAGAGAACUUGAAAAUCACGCAAUCGAAGGUAUGUGCUACUUGUGUAUGUAUCAGUUGUUCAAAAAGCGUGACGUGUGAAUUUAAUUUGUUCCUGAAUUUUGUUGACUCAAAACGCGUCUUUUCCGUUUGCCGUUUGGAGCACAAAAUUUCACAUGCUGUGUAAAAAAAAAAGCAAGACUGAGACGAUCGAUUGAACACGAUUACCCAACCACAUCUUCGCUUUGAGGUCCAAAUUCCGCGAUAUAGGUGUGCGAUUUUAACAGCCAUGUUGGACCGCGUGAGCAAUAUCCAAUUUCCUUUGAGAGUGAAUUGGGCAGUUCAUAAUUUCGCCUAGUCCUACGAUUCGGUCGCUAGGCGAGAAUAAGGACCAUGUCUCUAGAGGUAGCUAAUUUUGAAACAAUACUAUUGAACAGAUUGAUUAAUUUGGGAAUCACUGGCGAUACAUUUACAUCACUGGUUUGUUCAUCUCUAUUUAGGACACAGUACAGCGAAGUUCGUCCGAUUGUAGCGAAAGGCAACGUACGUUGCAGUCUCGCCUCUCCGUUCCUGAAAUAUCGUCAGGUAUAAUAAUUUAAUCGGACUUUUACCUAUAAAAAGUUCCAUUACUUCAAUCUUUUCACGGAAAUUUUCGUGAAGCACUUUAAAACUUAUGACACAAUGUUGAAGAAAAACGGAUGUUAAGCAGACAUUACGUGUUUUUUUUUGUAGCAAAGCGUAUUUUGAUAUGGCGCACUGUGAACUGCGGCAGAGGCGCGCGCUUUUUCUUAUCUAAACGACAUUUAUUUAGAGUUAUAUCUUUUCAGAUUGAAUUAUUGAAAGAUACUUAAGAGUCUCCCUUACGUAAACUAAAAAAUCAGCUGCUAUUAAAAUGUAAUUUGCAAAGAUUAUAGUUUUCAAUAUUGCUGAUGUGCCUGAGCAAGCGUUAUAAAUGUUGGGAUGGGAAUUUAGAAUGAUCUUUUUCAAGAUGUUACUUCGUCCACGAAAGGCAAAUUUUGCCUGCUUAGUGUUAUGUUACGAUUGAUUUGAAUUUGUGUCGUCUUCUUGUACAGAUCCUUCCAAAAAGCCAAUCCAGGUAAGUGUUAUUUUUGUCUUAUUUAGAUUAUAUUCUUAAACGAUUUUUCAUGCAGUAGAUUAGAAAUAUAACGUCAAUACUUUCAAUGCUCUGGGUCUGGUCCUCUUUUAUUUACGCUACAAAACAAGCGUGCGUGUUUUUACUCAUGGCGAGAAAUCUUCUUGUCGGCGAAUAUUGAAUUUGUAUCGCACACGAUGGAAAAGUGUUUAGAUUCGCUUCAUUUACCGUAAAAGAAGAAAGAAAACCACAAUCAAAUGCUUCAGACUAUUUUGGGUAAGUGAAGAAUGCAGACACUACAGAUUUUACACGUUUCACAUAGGUUACCGUCGUCAGUAUUCCCACGCCACCGGAGCGAUCUUCUAAUGACCGAAAAUUUAAUGAUAGUAGUUUCAAAGUUUUUCAGUAAACUUCUAAAUUUAGAUUGUCAUAAACGAAAUAACACAACAAACGCGAUCUGGGAAAGGAAACGGAGCGGCAAAAUUAUGACCGAGCCUUUUCUCUCAUUUUCUCUGUUACCAAUUAUAAUAACCUGUAAGCAAUUGUUUCACGUUGUUUGUUAGGCUGUCGAGAUCUGGUAUCACCGGAUGCCUCAGCCUACGGAGGUCUAACAGUUUGUGGGAUUUACAAAUUACUUGACUGUUUAGCGAGUUUCUCACGCUGACCCCACGUAAAGAUAUUCAAGGCCAGUGUCUCUGGUACUGUUUAUCGAAUCUGGCCAAUGGUCAAUUUUUGUCGGGACAACUGAAAAGGCCAUAGGUUCCAGCAACAUUUUUCUUCAAGAUUAAGGCAAAGUUAAGACUAACUAAGUGCCCGACGAAAUGGUUACGAAAUAGCAGAUUCUUACUUCUAAAAAAUGUCUCAAGAGUGUCUCUCAAAUAUGUGACGAUGGUUCAGCUCUCUACAGGAGUGAUACUCCAGUGGAACAGUAAUUAACAUUUUUUCGAAAGAUUUUAGUUCUCAAAAACCAUAUCAGGUAUGAUUAAUCAACAGUAUAUGUGGAAGUAAUGCUCCAAAUUCUUUAACGUUCCAUUUACGUUAGUUUAUGCAAAUAUAUCGAAAGGUCGAAAGGAUAACGGAACAAGCAUGCAUGUAUGACGUCAAAAUCUUGUGGUCGCGGUACAUGGUGUGUGUAGCGUCAUUAGAGAGAUAUUUUACCUCCGUCGGCUUGGUUUUUUUCUAGCUGAAAGAUUGACAUUAUGUAAAAAACCACAAAAAUGUCAUGGAAAAUUAUUUACUUUGAUUUUUCAGGAUUGUUUAGUUGUGUGGACUGUCGGAAUCAAUAUGUCAUGUUAGGGGUUAAUUCUUUCAAGGUGACUACCUUUGCCUUUGACGUUCUUGUUUUGCGUAGAGUCAAAGUGCACCAAAAUUGUUUUGGUCACAAUAUUUCGCAUAUUUAUUUUAUAUUUGCUUUCUUUCGCAGAGUUUUGAUGUUGUGUUUUAAUAAAAACACGAUCGAGAGAAAGUUGUUUUGAAGGCUUUCAAUUAUGCGUGAACUAAUGAAUCCAUAGAUUUUGAUGACAAAUUUCAACACAAGUGGUUAUAUUGAUAUGGAGACUCGUUUUAUGUAUUUAAGCCAUUCGGUCUUUUUUUUUCCAGAUAUUUUUGUGACCUCUUGUGUUGAAACAUUUGUCAGCAAUAUCGUUCACUGCAGUGAGUUGCGUAACUUGAUGGUAGAACUUAGUUCAUAGUUUUCUUUUUUGAUAACAACAUAUCACCUGCAUUUCCUGCUGAUCAUUGAGAUACUUAAAGGAAAGCUCCUCCAACGAACUAAUUGUAUGGUUUCAGUUGUCUUGUAAUUUCUGAUCACCUCAAGAAGUUUUCUUUUUUUGAAAGGGACAGGCGUUUGACAUUUAAGUCUAGCCUUAGAGGUCGUACCCAAUGGGGUGAUUGCCAUGAAAUUGUCACAAUAUAAAGAACGCCUGAGGUGGGUAGGCUAGUUGCACGAGUGGAUGCGCGCUUUUUGAGCCUUUAAACUUUGUCGGUAGCUUUGUACAGUUUAGGGAUGAGUAAGCAUUCAAUUGUUUUGAACGACAAAAAAAUCAAGUGUCUUCCCAUUGAUGUGGUAAUCAUUGUCAAAAACAAAAUAAAACCUAAUUUAUAUCCUGCAUUAGUCACUUUUGGUUUCCAGAGCCAAUUUUUCGAUGAAAAUGUAAAGCUUAUUGAUAUUUUGCUUUUUUUGCUAAUCAGCUUGUUGUAAGUCGUAACGCGAUGGUAAACACCUUCUACAAUCUAUAUAUAGUUGGCGCUUUUCUAACGCCGGGAUGAAAAUAUCGGCUUUGUUUUUCUUAUUUAUUUUUUUCUCUUCGUUGGUGUUGUUGCAAAACGAGGGUGCCUUUUUUUGUCUUCUCCGGUUUCGAGUUAUGCUUCGUGGUCUUUUCGAGAAAAAAGUAGACCUGCUUUGUCAGUUAUGUUUACGAAAAAGUAAAUGUUGUCUGCCGUUAACUGGUGAAACAAACCGCAUGCCCGGUUGGAAUAUAAGAUUACGGUGACUGGCACGCCGACGAACCAGUUGAACGCGAGCACUAAUGUUGUUCAAUGUCUAUACUGGCGCACGGUAGGCUUUUUGACCAAUCAGAGUGUGCGCUUUAUCUCAGUCGCUGUGACUCAACUAUACUUCGUUUGUACGACUUUUAUUUGGGAAAGUCGGAACGUUUUUCGGAAAAAAAAAAAUUCCAUUUAUUUUCUAGCCUGGUACUUUUCCUUAAUUACAACUCCGCUUUUGUGAGCUGUAAUUGUUCCAGUUGAAGAUCAAAACAAUGCUAUGUUCAGCGUUUAGUCAUACAUGCUGGAUAUUUGUAGCUACGCGCGUAUUGCUUUUCAUUGAGAUAUUUGUGUAAUGUCAUUUGAGGCUAUGCUUCAUGUUUUCACGUAUUUAUAAUUUUUGGGAAUGCUUUCUCCUUUAAACCGUCUCUCGCUCCAUCGAUAUUUUCGUUGAAGUGAAGAGGUUUUCGUAUCACAAAAUCACACCAUCCUUCCUGAGGUGUUUGUUUUGUGUCUUAGUAGAACUUCCUUUCGUGAGACAAUACUCGCUUCACCUCUCGGAGGACUUUUGGGUUCUAAAUAAACUCGUAUUGUCUGAAGAAUGAAAGCUCUUGGCUUUUUAUCAGAAAAAUCUCAAGAGUACCUCUCAGGCACGUCUAUAUGUUGGCUGCCUGACUGAACAAAGGUGUGCUCCUUGACGUAUUAAAUGGAUCACUGGGGUGGGUUUUUUUUUUUCUCUCUCGCUUCUUAUAACAUCAAACAGUUUUCCGUCGACAGGAAUAUUUUUCUCGCUUAGGUGAGGUGAUGAUGUGAGCACUAAACUUCCGCUCGUCUGGGCCUGGCAACUUAGCGGUCAAACUCAAAGCAUGGGUGUGUGGAUCAAUUCUGGCCGCCCACGCGCCAAUUUUCCGCGCAAAAUUUCAAAAGAGAACAUAAAAAAUAAUUGCUGUCUUAUAAAGUAAACGAAAGAAAUUUGAAACGACAUUUCUAUCUAUAUAAGAACGAAAGUACGGGAAAGGCCUGGAAAACUCCAGACUUUUCGAACACAAAGCUUAUUCGAUAACGGGUUUCCUGUUAUUUACCAUUUUGUUUUGAAAAGGUUGUACGCUUUUAAAAUACAAUUUAUUUCUGACAGCCUGAAAGCACACCAGCUAGUCGUUACUAGGUUCGCACGUGCGCAGACGUUUAGCCGCUGUGUUGGGUCCAGCACCUACGCAUUCCAAAUAGCGCUCAAGGGACCGCUGGCUGUUUGCGGGCUUUUGUAUUGGGAAUAUUUUGAUGACGAAAGAAUCCCUUGGGGAUCUUUAUUGAUUUUGUGCAAUUUCUUUUCUCUAGCAUAUUCAUCCGACUUCAACGACCCUGAAGGUGAAGAAAGCUUUAAAUCGACUCAGUGCAUUUGGAACGCUAUCCAAGAACACUAAGUAAGUACAAAACGUCCAUAGGACAGAUGUUGUCCUGAGAAUUAAGCAAUUUCGCGAGUUAGACAUAGUGUAUGUUGUCUUGUAACUAAGAGAGGUGGCCUGUGAAACAAUAUUGCAACAUUUUUGUUUUGUUUUGUAGGUCGAUUUUUCUUCCCUUUCCUUGUUUAUUUUCAGUUAAUGGGAAACAGUAACGCUAUGAAAAUCGGAAUCAUUCUUCUGAGUAACGAUACUUUACUUUCGUGGUCGCACAGAAUUGUUAAAUUGUAUUUUUGUCAGCGGAAAUAGACACUCAGAAAUGAUGAUGUCGAACAUUCCAGUCAGACUUUUCGAGGAAGGGUUGCAACUUCUCACGAAUACAUAUUCUGAAAACCUCUUAAAGGAAGUUGAAGUAAUUUUCAAGAAUUUAAAGUGCCUCGACUUCCUUCAAAAGAAUAUUUAUAACUUUUGACGUUUUCCUUCGGACUGAUUGUAAAAAUUUCGCUUUCCGGGACAAUAUGCAAUCAAGGGCUUUUGAAGUCUUAUUUGGUCAUAUUAUACUUAAAGGACACUAUCCAUUAGGACUGGGAUUAAAUCUCUACUCCAUUGAAUUCAGUUGGACUUCUAUAAAAUCCACUUUUUGGAUUCCUUAAAAUAGACGUCAACAAUGAACAUGGAGGUAUAUUAUUAAUGAUCACAUUUUUAAACUUUCGUGUGCCUCGAGUCAAAGUUCAAGAUACUCUUGACAGAUUCUCGCGCAGGGUAAGAUUAAAUUGGUUAACAAUCAAGGUACUUGACAACGCUGAUUACGCUGAUUUAAGACAAGAAUUUUCACAAAAUUCUUGGAAAUUUUCCGAAAAUUCCGCUUUGUAUCUAUUUUUCCUCUAAUGAGAACUUGAAUAAGUAAUGAAUCUAUGUCUUAUUAUAUCUUGUUAUCAUUGCUAUAUUACUUAACUUUUUGAUUAGGAGGGAUAUCUUGUGUGUAUUUUUAAAUAAUAUUCUUAUAUUAUUGUUGUUGAUAUCGAAACGACUUGGCAAUACGAUCAGUUUCUGCGAUAACAACCUUAGCUUUGUCAACGAGGAAAGAAAAUAUGUAAUUACUCAAACACCAAAUUGUAUUUAAAGCUUUGGGAAACAGGGCUGUGGAUAUUGAGACCACCAUUCGCGUUGAUAGGCUUUUUGUACAAGAAUUAAUAUUCAGACUUGUUCGAUUUUGCAGCACUUAAUCCCGACCUGAUUUCGUCGCUUGUCAGUGAGGGAUGACAUAACAAACAUAAGAAUUAAUGAGAUUAGCGGGGUAACAAGAGAAUGUCAGUUUGGUUUAAGCGGGCUGUAGUCGGAUUAUAUUGUUUCCGCACAAAAAUUCCUUUGGCGCAAACUUUUUGUCGAAUCAAAUGUUGAAUUUCGACCUUCUCUCGGCAAAUUUUAGCUCCUUUCAAAACGAAAGACGCACAGAAUUGAGUUAUCUGUUUCAAAAAACUCACCGGUAACUAGUGGUAACAUGUUUUCCACUAAACGUACACUUAUCCUUGUAUAAGGUGUUUGAAAAUUUCUUCUUCUAAAGACACUUUUUGGCCUCUUUUUUGGCACCUUAGCACUCUAAGGCUUGCCUUGACUUAAAAGAUUUAGAAUCUACUUGGCAACAAUCGCCUGUGAAAAGAGCUCAAUACAACUAAGAAAGAAUCUCAAUAUAACAGCCGCCAUGUUGUUUUUUCCUCAAGGCUCAUCUCCAAGAGUGAAAGGGACCUUCUCAGCGUGGAUCACGAGGGCACAAACGAUCUACACGUGAUGGCCAAGCACGGGGUGAAAAAGUCCCCGGCCAGCCUACCGAGAGGAUUUGGGUCCACAGAGUGCAUAAACACUAGUGAUCAAUCGCUUGAAAUGCCCGACAGGGUUAUUAAAGUUUUCAAAGCGGAUCAGACGUGUAGAUAUUUUAUGGUGUACAAGGUCAGUGUGUGUGGUAACCGUAGGUCUUAAAAUCACAAAGACACUAUGAACUAUGACGCGCGCACAUGGGCGCCCGCUAAAACCUUCAUUCUAGCCCGCAAAAUGCGCCACAAUGCCGGGAAAAGUGAUAAUAAUUAGUGUUGAUUGUAGCUUUUAGUGCCUUAACAUCUCUCUAGCGGUAAAGGUAUUUUUACUAGCAACUUUAUGUUGAGGAGUCCACUCUUCAAGGGAAAUUUUGUUGGUAUUUACAUUUUAAUUAGCAGAGAUUUUGGUUCUGAAAUUGUGUGUGUAGGGUCGAGAUGGGUACAAUCUCAUCGAGAUUCUUAUUAUGGAAAAUAUCACUCGGCAAUUCAUCUGCGAUAAAUUUCAUCCGUUUGACCUUGCACUGAUUCCUGCCCCAGAGCACGACAAUUUUUGUCCAAAUUUUGGCGGAUUUUGCAGAAUGCCCUCGAUCUGCAAAAUUUAGUACCCGCAGAAAAAAAGGUUCCGUGAAAUAAAACGCCUCAAAAAUUACCACCUCUAGUCCAAUUAAAAAAACUCUCUAGGGGAGAAGGCAGGGGGCGGCUGAAUAUGAGUAUAAGAAUUCUCCACAUUUUGUUAUGUGAAUUUGGAGAAUCAGACGCUAUCGAGAACAAAUUUAAUGAGAGUUUAUUUAAGAUAUUGGCCAAUAUCCGGUGUUCAUUUAAUCAAUUGUUUUAUAUUUUCGUACUGAUAUUUUUGCUUAGUUCAUUUGUUGUUAUUUCUGUUCUUUUUUUUUGUUGCUGUUGUCCCUUUUCUCGUUUUAUUUUGUUGUCGAUGUUGUUAAGUGAUAGCUAAGAGUUCCUCUGGCCCAUUUUUCUUGUUAUUGCAAUUGUACUGAGCUUGGUUAAACACCGUAACAAUUUCAAAACUAACAUCAGCAUCGAACCGUUUUAUAAAAAUUAUUGUAUUCAUAAACGUCUCGAAAAGCAUCCAACUGAUUAUUCCAUACUUCAUUCUCUUACAUCAAACCAAUCAUCUGUUACUCAAUAAAGUUUUUUGUCAUUCAACUUCACCUCCAAAAGCAUCGCAAUUUGUUCCAAAAGAAUGCGCACAUGUUUACUCCAAACUGCUAACAAGAUGCGGGAUACUUUGAUGGGGUUUUUUGGAUAAAAGUGACCGAGCCCCUAAUAAUCACGUUAUGGUGUUAAAAAUGUUUGUUUCACACAACUAAACGUCGGCCCUCGAGAUUAGAGUAUGUUCAAGGAAAAUCGAAUAGAUUGUCAUUUCUGUAUAGAGUGUUUUAUACAAACAUCGAUCAGACAGAGAUAAAACAAUUUUUUCGCAUCGAGUGUAGAUUAUCAAAACUGUGUAAAGAUGUAUUGCAAUGUAAUGAGAUUUCUUAGUGUUGUAAGCCGCUUUUUUUCUUUCGUGGCGGCUGUAUUUUGUAAAUGAAUAGUGAGGGAUUAGCGUAUUUCUUCCUUCCGCGUGGAAGUGAAACCAAACACUUCGCAUCAUGCGAGAGUUUACCGACUAGUUUUUGCGAUAAAAAAGCGCUGGUUGAUCGCUCUGUGAACAGAGCGCGUAGAAGCGCAAACCCUAUAGCUGUCGUAAGCACAUGUGUCUGCAACCAGACUCAACCUGUCCGAUCAAUUUUGCGAACAAUCAGAGACAAUGCUGGCAUGUGUAGGCUUUUUUCCUCGAGUAAGACGAAAGGUAGACAGAGUAGAUAUUGCUGCCACUUUAGAUCCGGCGACACACCAUAUUUCAGAUGUUUUUGCCGACUAUUUUGUCUUGUUUUGUAGGAAACUACGGCACGAGAGGUUGUUAACCGAGCCGUUGAAGCGUUUGGAAUUCAGGGCUCUCCAAGGUAAAAAUAAAAAUAUGAAACUGAGUAAAGCUCGUCCAGACUUCAGUGGAAAAUUGUAUUGGUCCGCACAUUCUGCAGUCAUUCAGUAACGGAUCUUCUUGAACCGAUCAAAACUCCUUGUAAUCUUCAGUUUCUCUAUUUAUCUACCGGGAUAAUCCUGCAUCGUGUUUGAAAAUGUGAUACGAAGCAAAAGUUGCAAUUUCCGUGAUAUUUUUGAGGAGUAACACAUCGCGGAAUGUUCAGUGGCGAACAAUAUCCUUGCAAGUCUUAGGGUAAAAUCUUCAGGAUUCUGAUAAAGGAGAAGUUGUUUUUACAUCAUUCCAAAGUUUGAUUUUAAACCGGCUUUAUAUUCAACGUUCUCCAGAGAAUACGCGCUGUGCGAAGUAACAGUCGAGGACGGAGGGUUCGUGAAACAGCGAAGACUUCCCGACAUGCUGACGAAUCUUCCCGAUAGAAUCCACUUGAACGGAAGGUGAGUAAACUCUCUUUACCCACGCUCGUAACAAGACGAAUAAAUUGUUCUGUUUACUGACACGAUGAUUUCGACCUAGCAGUAGAGGAGACGCGUGUCACAUAUCAAUGCUUACUGUGGAGUUCCCUGUUGCUCAGUGGCAGGGUAUUGGGGCGCGGAAUCCAAAAGUUUGGGGCUCGAUUCCUCAAGGGGACUUAAAAUUUUUCCUUCGACCCACGACUUUUCAACCCUCUUUAGUUUCUUACUUUUUCCCAAUCUUAAUUUUAAGAUUCUCAUCAUUAACUUCCAUAAAUUUGCGUUAUCGUAUCGUUAUUUACAAGAAUUAAGUAAGUGAUCACCUUUUCGUUAUUUAUUCCUAGGUACUAUUUGAAAAACAACAGCGUCUCAAGCCAACUUCUCCCUGACGAGGCCGCUCAGGUCAGUAGGGCUCUUUUGUUUUCUUUUACCAUGACAAUCAAACUGGCCAAUCAGAACAAACGAUGGCAACAAUUUGAACCAAUGGAAUGAAGCAAAAUAUUGCACGUGAAUCGCACUUGGAAACACGAUAGACUGGAUCAUGUUAGGCUAACAUCUAAUUGGUUGAUGGCAUGACGCGCGUGCUUGAAGCGUAUUAGCGUAACAAGUCAAUUCGGAAGUACUUUAUUGACUUGAAUUAAGAAUUGAUCUUCGUGAAUCAUGGUGAACUACAGCUGCACGAGAGUUGAAAAGCGAAUAAACCCACGCAAUGAGCCUUUGAAUUAUUUAACCUUUUAACAUAGAAGUUACGAAAUUGGGGAUAUUAUCCCGUGAUAAAUAAGUUGCAAGAAAAACUUUGGAAAUAAAUUAACUUUUAAGAAACAGGAUAUUUAAGAUUUUGAGGCCAUAAGAGGAUUAGCAAUGGGUAGGUCUUGAGAAAAUGUAGGGGGUCUGGGUUAAGACGCAUUAAUGGUAGCAUGGAAAUUAAUCCUGUGGACAAAUUGAAGUAGCCACAAUUUCUGAUUAACGUUCUCUCGAAUCUAAAUUCAGGAGCUGGCCAAGGAGUCUCAGUGUAGUUUGUUGCAACUUAAACCGAAGGAGGUGGCCAAAGAACUAACACUCCAGGUAGGGGGAGUUUUGCGCAAUUUUAAAUCAUUUCUUGAAUUGUUUGCGUAAGGAAAGAUUGCAUGAUUUCCAAAUCUGAACGAUUCUGAGAGUACCUCAGCCUUUUUCUUCUUUUUUUCAAGCCAUUAAGUUAACAUCGUUCUCUUCUUUCGUAGGAAAGAGAGGAUUAAAUUUUUCUCCAGGUCUUGUUAGUAACACACAUUUUGUCACACAAAACACGCGCUUUAGUCAGGCAUUUUUAGUUCAUAGAUCGUCAGAAUCGUCCCAUUCAUUCCAAUUUUUUGAGACGAAUAGGAGGAUCCUGUUGAUCACAUCAAAACAAAGGUCUAACUGUACCCACUUUGCAGCUGUAGAGAUAAUCCUCAAUUUCUCAUAAUUCCUCGAACGAUCUUCCUUUUACAGGAUUUUGAAGUUUUUAGAAGUAUUGAUCCUCGCGAGUACAUCUACAAGCUGUGGAACUUUGGUCCGAAACUCACAGAAAACUUACGAAAAUUUUCUGAGGUAAAGUGAACCUAAUCAUUUAACAAGAGUAAAAUUCAACCGCUGAUUAUUUGCAAGGCUGCGCAUUUUGAAGUUUACUUACGCCAUGUUUGCAUUCUUUCAUUUUUCGCAGAUUGUAAAUAACGAGAUGUUUUGGGUUGUGACCGAAAUAUGCUGUGAAGCAAACUUAGUAAAGAGAAUGAAGUUAAUCAAAGCUUUUAUCAAAAUUGCAAGUAAGUCAGACCUAGAUAAUAGCAUGUUGAGUAUUUGACUUUGAUAUUCGAAAGUUUUUUAUUCCAAAGCGUUGAAAUUUUUGGCUUAAUAUGCUCUUGUGUUCUUUACAGGAUAUUGUAAAGAAUGCAAAAACUACAAUUCGUUAUUUGCUAUUGUGAGGUGAGUUAAUGUAUGUAAGAUAAAACCCUUAUUUGGUUUAUCUAAGUUACUGGCAUUGUAGUUUUUCUUUUCCUUUUUCUCGUUUCUUUUCUUUUUUUCCGGCGCUUUAUUUGGCCUUAAAAGAGACCUUAAAUUAGCUCCUCGACUGCCUCGCCCUCCAGUUUUAUGAUAAUUUCCCUCUUAUUAUGUCAGGUUUGUCGAUGGUUACAUGUUUUCUCGCCUUUCAGUUCACGUAGUAUAUUUUUCUGCGCUUGUCGAUGUUCAGAUGUUUUUGCCGACUUCUGUUCGCUCCUAGUUUUCGCUUUUUUUACUAAUACCCAUAUAAUACCAUAACAUUGCCGCAUUUGUUUGUUUAACUCUUUAAAUAAACCAAAUAGCCACCCCUUUGUUGAAGUCAUUCCCUCUAACUUACGCCCUCUGUUCUCUGUUUCAGCGGGCUUGGCCACUCAACGGUACAACGUUUGAAGAAUACGUGGGACAAGUUACCCACAAAGCAUAGCAAGGCAUUCGAGGUGAGCUGUGCUUAAAGAGAUGUUUAUCAGAUUAAAUGUGUCUUUAGGAGUGCCAAGCCUGUGGCAGUGUGUGCGUUAGUGUUAGAACUGUUCAGCGCUGGACUGCCCGGUCGAAGUCUGGAUUCGAGUCACAGUUGAGUCACUGUGAUGUUAGGUGUAUGAGACACUUUACCCUUACAGUGCUUUUCCGGUUUAUUAUCAGUUUUGCAAAUUUGGUUUUAUCAACUGAGUUGAUGAAGUAAAUUGGUCACCGUAAAGAGUUCCUAAAGCUGACGUUUUGAGCGCUAUCCCUUAAUUAUUCGCUCUGACAAAGACGCUCGAAACGUCAGCUUCAGAAACUCUUUACGAAAGCCAAUUUACGUUUAUCAAGUCAGUUGAUAAAACCAAAUUUUCUCGUAACAAGCCCAUUGACGCACCACCAUAGAGUCUUCAGAAACUUACCCUCUCUUUUCUACUAUCAAUUAUGGGUGAACUGUGUUGCAGACCCUCGUUAAAUGAGUCGUGUGACGAUAUUUAUAUGGAUAAUUUAAACGUGUGUUCUUUUUUUGUUUGUCUGUUUCAGGAUCUUCAGAGUCUGAUGGAUCCGUCAAGAAACAUGUCUAAAUACAGAAAUUUACUAAAUGGAGAACACGGAGAACCUCCCUUGGUACGUUCAGUCCACCAUUACGAGUUAUGAAAAGUUGAACUUUUUUUAAGUUCGAAUCUUUAUCCAAAACACUUUCUUUUGACUUCUCUUAGGCUAAUUCUUGUGAUAGGCCGCAUCUCGAUCGAGCUUUGUAAAACUGAAAUCAAAGUCAUCUCAUCAGCCAUUGUUAAAAAAGAUUAUUGCAAAGAGCAAAAGUAAAAGGAGACAAGUGCGAUAAAACGUGAACGAAUUCGUGACAAUUCUAUUUUGUUGGCGAAGUGUAUGGACAGAUAUCAUGCUUAAAAAGAAAACUCUUCCGAUAACAUGUUGAAUUUCAAGAUUCUUAUUAGGAAGACUGAAUGAAAGUUAGCUUGAUUGAAGUCAUUUUUUUGUUCUUCUUUUAGAUUCCGUUCUUUCCUGUCAUAACGAAGGAUCUGACGUUCAUUCAUCUAGGGAAUGACAGUAUCGUGGACGGACUUGUAAGUGAAUAUUCAUUUGUAUUUCACAACUAACUUGGUUUUUGUACUCUCAGAGCUAAUUUUAGACUAUUUUCCAGGAAACAUUGUUUUCCUUUGUUUUUUUUUGCUUGAAGAAGCUGCCUACGCUGCGUUAAUUGUAAAAGAUAAAAAGUCGUAGAAUUGAGAAACUCACCUAUUUUUAUAAGAGUGCGGCGCAAUAUGGAUUUGCUUUACACCCCAUUCCUUCCUUGAUUUCACUUGCGGAAGAUAAAUUUUUUCUCACAAUUUUGUUUGAAUAUAUUUGCAGGUUAAUUUUGAAAAGCUUCGACUCAUUGCAAGAGAAGUUCGCCAGAUUUCAAAAUUCAACUCCAUUCCCUACGUGAGUAUGACGCUGAUUAGUGCGUGCAUUUCAUAGAAACAUUAUUUUAACGCAUUUCUUCUUAUUCCAGGACCCUGACACGAUGUUCGAAGACGAGCUGAACAGUCAAGGUGGACCUGGGCAACAGAAAAUGACGUCAACGGUGGUCGGCAUGGUAACAGGUAGCUCUACAUGGAGUCGGAGAUCGUUGCGUGACCAAAAUCCCAAAAAGAUGUACGAGGAGGUAAGAACAACUGAUUUCAAGGUGAUUUCUCUUAAACAGACGCCUUAACUUUAUUUCAGUUGACAUUUGAAAAUUUGAUUCUCCACGUUAGUCUUGGAUCUUGCUCUAUCUUACUCUGUUUUGCAUUUUGUUUUGUCACGCAGUCCAUGAUGUCACGCAGGGUAAAGCAAUACUUGUCGAACCUAACUGUCAUACAAGAUGAAGAAAAGUUACGAGAAAUGUCAAAUGUCUGCGAACCUCCACAAGGAUCCGGUAAGUUAACUUUGUCACUCCAUCGCCCCAGUCUCUCCUUCCAAACGCAUUGUUUUUGGACCCUUGUGUUUGCAGGUUUUAAUUUUUUCAAUCGUUUUCUUUCCUCAUGUCCAGCAGCUCCUCCCAGCGUACAGACCCGAAAGAAGAACUCGCCCACGUCCUCUCCAGGCGCAAACAAGAAAGAUCGUAAAGCUGGAAAACCAAGUGAGUUGACGGGUGAGCAAAGAAACUGUUUUUGGUGCUUGCUGUCUACAGAUCUCUUCCCUCCUUUCCCUUCCCCCCUUGCCAGAGGUUGAGAACCUAUAGGAUCCUAGACACGAGUCUGUAACAUCUCUAAAGACGCCUGAAUUUUUUUGAACGUUACAAUGGUAGGCCUCACUUCGUAAUAAAUUCCUUUCACAUUAAUUCUUAUCAUCAAAGAAACCUUUUAAUUUGUGGUUCUUUCUCUCGUUAACAAUAUUUUAUAACGAUCAUACUACUCUCAAAAUCGGUAAGUUCGGGUAUCCUGUGACCCAGUCCCAAUUGAAGUGCACCAACACGUUUGUAGUCAGAGCUAUGAGCAGAAAAUUGAUUAAGACAUAAGAAUAUGUUGAACCUUCCAAUUAUUUAAUAACUUGUGCUGACUUUGUUUAAUGGACUUUUUCUUUCUGUACUCAGUUCCUUCCCCAUUAGCUCUAAGAAAAGACAUAGCGGGUGACAGAAUCUCGGUGUCCUCUACAGCGAGUACAUCAUCGUUACCGGAUGUGCAGUCUCCAAAGCAAAUCAGUGAAGGUAAACUAUUUCAGCAAUAAAUGAAAAGAAUAAGGUGAAGCGUGGCUACGUUAUAAACAGCGGUUUCGGGAAGUUCUUCCCGUAUUUAGUUUGAAAGGAGGACUAAUUGUAGCGACGAUUCGCUUUGUGCGACAUAGAAAUUUUUUUUUUUCAAAACUAUUUUACUCGGAAAUUUCUGUACCUGAAAAAGAGAAAGAAAACGAGUUUGAAUUUUGCGUGAUUGCCACGGUAUGAAAUGAGUCGCAAUAACUGUUAUUUCGCUUUCCUUUCUUUUUCGUUCUCUCUUUCUUCUUUGAACAGUAUUUUUUGAAGGAAAAUUAAAUCUCUUAUUUCAUGCGCAAUUUUUUUUUCCGUCAGAGGAAGUGCAUGUCUUUCCUGAAGCAGACAGAACAUCUUUACCAGAAGAUACCGUCCAUAUGCAGGAACUCAGAAGACUGCAUAUCAAUGAUGAUCAUCAGAGACCACAAUACCGCCAUCCACCAGGUCAGACAAUAAUUCUGUCGUUAGGUGAAGUCCUUCACGCUUACUAGCCGAUUAUCACUGUUACUGUGCCAUGAACCUACUAGGAAACCCCCCCCUUUCCCCCCCCCCCUCCCCAUUUACCAGCACUUCGUUAGAUUUCCCAGAGAGCGUAUCAAGAAAUGUUCCAUUGUUCCGGGUCAACUUUUCCAUUAAGCAUCAAACAAAAGUCCUGGGUAAUUGGUAGUCCUGAGGGACUUUGGCCGAAGGGAAGCGGGAAAGCUCGUAACUGAUCGAGAAGGCUUACCCUGAGCCCUAACAGCUUAAUGUUGAGUGCAACUUAUUAAUAACCGGUUAAUAAGUAUGAUUGUUGACUUGAAUGUCCUUGUUUUUUCGUCAUUUCAGGUGUGGAGGUAGUCAGGCCGAUCAUGUAUACAGGUAAAAAAAAUUAACUGUUUGUAACAAAUAUUCUGCUGUUCAUUCUCCCAACAGGAGUGGUGGGAGGAGAUCGGAGGACGAGUUUAGUCAAGGACUCUUAAUUACCGUAACCUCGUUAAAGUUUGAGACUUUUUUUUUUUAUAUUUAUCUGUAUUUCUCUGAUCUUUUUAGUACAAGCUCCUUCCACCGAUAGUGUUCCUUACAGCCCAACCCACUCAACUUCUUCACAAGAACAUCCAUAUCAUCCUGGUGAGUUUCUGAGAUCGUAAUUCAAAUUCUUCUUAUUAUCUGCGCGCAUUUUGUGAGAAGUUGGCAAAGUAAGCGCUUUCCCAGCAACGUGAUCACGUUUGAGAUCAAGACCGAAAAUUUGAGAUUACUUGCUUGGCAAUCAUGAAACGUGUCCGUGAUCCGCUCUUAGGUCCGUUUUUUAAUUUUAUUUUUUACUUUUCCAGGAGUUACAUAUCACCAGUAUGUCAGCUACCACUAUCCAGAUCAGUACAACAGAGUAGAAUACGUAGAAAAUUAUGACGGUAGGUUAUUGCUUUUGUGCUGA